AUGCGCCACUUGGUCGUCAGCAUUACUGCCGAUGCCAUCAGCGCGGGUGCCCCCUUUGAAGGCUUUGUGAGCUUCUCUAUCGAACUCUCAUCGUUUCCGGACUAUGCUGGCAACCUAAGCAGUCCAAACAAGUACUCGGACAUCCUUCUCGACAAUAUCGGGGCAUUACAAGGAACCAAGCCUUACAUACGAGUGGGAGGAAACACACAAGACUAUGCGAUCUACAAUGCCAAUCUCGAGGUUGGCUUGAACGGGACGAUCAACCCGAACAGAUCGACCCUCUACCCAACCACGAUAGAAAUAGGCCCCGCCUUCUUUGAGUCAUACCAGACCUGGACUAACGUCAAGUUCUCUCAUGGCUUCAACAUGGGCGGAAACAAAGAUCCCAGAGUAUGGGAUACGCUGAUCCAGACCGUGCCCCUGGCUUGCAAGGCCCUGGGCAACAAGCUGCAUGUGUGGGAAUACGGCAACGAGCCCGAUUACUUCGCCGGUGGCGUCCGACCAUCUACCUACAACGAGACGACGUAUGUCCAGGACUGGCUCAACGGCACCCGGACCAUCAGAACGCUGCUGAGCAAGGCUUGCCCGGAUAUGCUCAGUAGCUAUGGAUACAUGGCUCCCUCCUUGGCAGGGAUCAACAACCACCUCAAGGCCCCGGUCAUUUGGGCUGCUGGACUUAACGCCGAGAAGGUCGUCAGAUUGGACGCAUCCCACCACUACAUAAGCGAUGCCCGCACCCUCGGCGUGACCCUCCAGGGAACCCUCUUGAACCACAACCGCACCAAGCACGACGUCGAUCUCUACGCCGCGCAAUGGUCCGCCAUCGAUCCGGGCGUCCCCGCCAUCUUCGGUGAAACCAACUCACUCUCCAACGGCGGGCGCCCGGGUCUAUCAAACACGUUCGGCGCCGCGCUUUGGGGCAUCGACUUCAAUCUGUACUGUGCCUCGGCCAACGUGUCACGCGUCCACAUGCAGAUGGGCACCAACUUCAACUACCAGUCCUGGCAGCCGGUCGAUACUAGCGUCACGACGAAGGGGACUAAGGCCCCCUACUACGGCAACAUCGCCGUUGCCGCCUUUCUGGGGAACCUAAAGACCACGCCCGUCCGAAUCGCGAAUAUCGUCCUCGGCGGCGGGGGCGCCGCGACAGAGGCGGCGUAUGCGGCGUAUGUAAAUAAUGUGCUGAAGCGGAUUAUGGUGGUAAACAUGAAUGAGUACAACUACACUGCCAAUGGAACGGGACGUGGGUUAAACAUAACGCCGAGGCCGGUUAGAACGUAUAGUUUUGAUGUGGGAACAGGGGUUACGAAGGCGACGGUGCAGAGGUUGUAUGCGAAUGGGAGUGAUGCCAUCUCGGGGAUUACGUGGGAUGGGUGGAGUUACAACUACGAGCUCAAUGGGGGGCGGCCGGUGAGGUUAAGUAAUGUCACCGUGGGAGAGUUGGUGGUGGUCACGAAUGGGAUUGUGGAGGUUGGGGUUGCGGAUUCAUCGGCAGUGGUUUUGAAUUUCUGA
This is a messenger RNA of Pseudomassariella vexata, 1512 nucleotides long. RefSeq lists its product as uncharacterized. Lineage: Eukaryota; Fungi; Ascomycota; Sordariomycetes; Amphisphaeriales; Pseudomassariaceae. The record is from RefSeq and is a predicted model, not a curated record. Bases 1 to 1512 code for a protein of 503 amino acids. The transcript has 3 exons.